AUGAGCCUUUCCGGUGGUAUUGAUCUCUGUGCCUUCCCGGCCGGCACCCCACCAGAGAGCGUGGCGCCAGACUUCACAAACCCGCCAACUUAUGCGCCUGUUGUGUUCGGUGUCUCUGCCGUGGUGCUGUUCUUCGCGACGUUGUUCACGGGCUGUCGGCUGACCGCGAACUGGAAGAAGCUCACGUGGACUGAUCACUUCAACACAUUUGCCCUCAUAUUUUCUCUCGUGCACACUAGCCUAGUGCUUUGUCAACUGAAAUAUGCGCGCCACCAAUGGGACAUACCAGCAUGUUGGUUUCUCGGUGAAUAUGCCAAAGCGCUCACGGUCACGCCGGGCCUGAUAUUCUCCAAGGCAUCCGUACUCUUGUUAUUCCAUACAAUAUUCGAUAUACAGCCUGCUAUGCGGAUAGCCAUUCGAAUCGGCUUUGCAGCCAUCAUCUGUGCGGCACCUGGCGUCUACUGGGGAAUCGUGCAGGCUGCAGGAGGCACCCUCUUGGACCUAUACAUCUUCAUAUUGCCGCUGCCGGAUACGACACAGCUGUGA
Molecule: messenger RNA, 546 nt
Organism: Diaporthe citri
Lineage: Eukaryota; Fungi; Ascomycota; Sordariomycetes; Diaporthales; Diaporthaceae
Exons: 5
Coding region: 1-546 (181 amino acids)
Source: RefSeq, a predicted model, not a curated record